Molecule: messenger RNA, 1374 nt
Organism: Acanthosepion pharaonis
Lineage: Eukaryota; Metazoa; Mollusca; Cephalopoda; Sepiida; Sepiidae
Source: the annotation of a GenBank genome assembly
AUGCAUUCUUUCUUUAUUAAAUUGCAUGUCAUCUUUUCUUUUUUUCAUCCUUUUUUUUUUUUUUUUUUUUUUUUCCCUUGGCUAAAAUUCCUACGAUAUUCUUUGGAUUAUUCUUUCUUUCUUUCUUUCUUUCUUUUUAUUUAUUUAUAUUUUAUGCUAUUUAUUGUCUCAUUAUUCUUUUUUUCUUUCUUUUUUGCCUUUUAUUUCUUCCGCGAUGUUUAUUCAUAUGUCAUUUUUCUUUUAUCAAUUUUAAUUAGCAAGUCUUUUUUUUAUGACUUUUCGCUUAUUUUAAUGUUUCUUCCACUUACAACUCAUUCCUUAUAUUUUUUUCGACUCUACUGUUUUACCUUCCCAACUUUAUUUCUUAUUUCUCGCCUUCUUUCUUUCUUUCCAUCUUUCCUUUCUUUCUUUCUACCUAUUUCUCACCUGUUCUUUUCUUCCUUUUUUCCUUCUCUCCAUUCCUUUUUCCUCCUUCCAUGUCAUCUUUUGCUCUUAUCUCCAUUCCUUCCUUCCUUCCUUCCUCCCUUCCUUCCUUUCCUCAUCCUUCUUUCCCUCCUUCCUUCCUUCUUUCCUUCCUUCCUUCCUAUCAUACUUUCUUCCUUCCCACCUCUUUUCUUUCCUUCUUUCCUUUCUUCUUUUUUUCUUGUCGUCUUUUCUUUUCCUUGCCCUUUCCUUCUUCGUUCUCACCAACCUUUCUCUUCUUCUUUCCGGCUUCUUUGCCUUCUUUCUUUUCUGAUUUUGCUCCUUCUUUCCGUCUUUCCUCACUGCUUGCCGUUUUGUCUUCUUUUUCUCUCCUUGCUUUUUAUCACACUUCAUUUUCCCUGUUUUUUCUUCUUCCUUCCUAUCUCCCUCUCUUUCUUUCCUUCACAUCUCUUUUCUUCGUUUUUCCUCCUCCCUUUGUUCCUUUCAGCGUCUUUUCUUCUUUCUCUUCCGCUGUUUCUUUUUUAUUCCUCUUUCCUUAUUCCCCAUCUCUUUUCUUUUCUUCCUUUUCGUGUCUAUUUUUCCUUCCUUCUUUCUACCUUGCCUGUCGUCUUUUCUUCUUUUUCCCCCUCUCCACUUUUGCCUGACCUUCUUUUCAUUCGGCUGUCAUUAAUCUAUUUUUCAUUCUAUAUAUUCCUUUUACCCAUUAUGCUCUCUUCUUUCUCUUUCAAUUUGCUUUGUUUUUCAUUCUAUUCAUUCAUUAAUUCACCAGCCGAAAAUAGUGCCGAUGUCUUCCUUAUAAUCUCGUCAUCCUUUUUCUCUCUUCCACUAUACGAUCAUUUCUCUCUUUUAGAUGUCUUUUUUCCUCCCCUUCACCUGCGACCAGCCGCCAACCAAAAGCGAUUUUCUCAACUCGUGAUAAGAUAUCUGCGAAUGGCGCGGCAAAGCAAAUAA